Molecule: messenger RNA, 1472 nt
Organism: Stomoxys calcitrans (stable fly)
Lineage: Eukaryota; Metazoa; Arthropoda; Insecta; Diptera; Muscidae
Product: homeobox protein 5
Exons: 4
Coding region: 223-1176 (317 amino acids)
Source: RefSeq, a predicted model, not a curated record
GUGGGCCAAGAUCAAUGUGGCAUUUAUAUCGAAUGAACUUCAGUGUUUAGUGUUUUUGUGAAUUUUCCUUAGUCAUUGUUGUCAUCAUAGCCAUCAGCACUUUUUUUUUGUUAAAAAUUAUCUUCAAUACCUUUCUUACCUGUUGGUGUUACUGUGGCAACCCUGCAUGUGUUCCGCACAAUCCUUUGGGUCCGAUAUUUUUAUAACAUUUCUCCCAGCAAGAUGAGUUUUAGUAAUGAUAUAAUCAUAACCGCCAUGGAUCGUUUUGUUUGGUUUGUGUUGCUCGUGGUCUUCUCACAUUUGGUCACAGAAUUCACACGAGUCACCGGUUAUGCGAGGGGGCCGCGUCACGAUGCGGUGUUGGUGAACGACUCCUUAAUUCGACCUAUAAGAGUUCAGAAUCUAGUACUGUAUCCUGGUCAGGAAUAUGGACAGUACGGUCAGCCAAACCCCUCGUAUUACAGCGGCAGCAGUCAAUACAACAACUACGACAAUAAUGCCAAUGCUGGCAAUGCCAAUACCAAUACCAACCCCAACAACAAUAACAACAACAAUUUCAUUAGUAAUAUGUUUAGUGGGCUAUUCAAUCAAAAUGGCAAUAGCAACAACAACAAUGCCGGCAAUAGUAACAACAAUGGCUACAAUAACAACAAUGGACCUGAUUAUUCUCAAACAAAUUCGAAUAUGGGUAAUGCAGGAGCUCCAGCUGCCAUGAUCAAACCCAUGGGAAUAGUGAGACCCAUAAUCGACAGCAUUUUCGAGAUACCAAUUUCGACAUUACGUGCUGUCAAUAAUCUGGUUGGACGUUUAACAGGAAGUUAUCAAAUCCAAAUGCCAUACCAACAACAGCAGCCGCAGCAAAACAACUAUCUGCCAAGACCAACAUUAGCAGGCUCCGCCACAGAGUCAUCACAAGUCCCACCUCCGCAACAGCAGCAGCAACCAUACUUUCCAUUCUUUCCAUCGCUGCCUUCGUUUGCUUUCUUAACGAUGACGCCCGCUACCCCAGGCACCACUCCGCCAUCGGUCUACAUCAGUGGAAUGCAAAAAUCUGCCACAGGAAAAGCAGCAACAGCAUCACCACCUAAAAAUGAAAUUGAAAUGCUGGAAAAGAUGAGGCAAAUCGGCAGCCGAAUUAGCAGUGGCAGCAGCAGCAGCAAACAACAACAACAAUAGCAUCUGCCAUUUAAAUGCAUUCGUACCAGAGAUGGAUGAAGCAAUAACAAAUACUUAGAUUUACCAAAAAGUAUUGCCAUUUAGGGUAGGGGUGACUGUUUGCAUCCCUCCUCUUUACCAAUGGCCACCACGAAUUGCGGUUGGUUUUUGGCAGCUGCCGGUUGUAUGAAGCAUGAAAAGGAAAGAGAGGCGAGAGUGUGAAAAAUGUUUUGCUAAAGUAAGAAUUUAAUUAAAUGGUAUUUUAAUUGAUUUUAAGUUUUCCAUUUAGUCUGUGUCCAAACUUAAGUCCUUUGCCU